Drosophila subpulchrella is the source of this 6686-nucleotide messenger RNA. RefSeq names its product adenylyl cyclase 78C (gene Adcy8). Bases 1015 to 6096 code for a protein of 1693 amino acids. The record is from RefSeq and is a predicted model, not a curated record. Gene Ontology annotation, cellular component: plasma membrane. Gene Ontology annotation, biological process: cAMP biosynthetic process; adenylate cyclase-activating G protein-coupled receptor signaling pathway; intracellular signal transduction. The transcript is spliced from 24 exons. Lineage: Eukaryota; Metazoa; Arthropoda; Insecta; Diptera; Drosophilidae. Gene Ontology annotation, molecular function: adenylate cyclase activity.
CUGGGCGGCAGGAAGUUGCGUAUACGACGCAUUGUCACUCGGCAGGUGACGCGGAUCGGAAGUCCUUUAUUCGCGCGCUCCCAGCGAUUUCAAUGUCCCUUUUGGAAAAGCGCCGUCAAGGUGCUAAGUGCGUGUAAUUAGUCGAAAUUGAAUUAAUUGCAAAGAAUUUUGAAUUGAGUUACGUUGACGAAAUGGCGGCUGCCGAGCCGAAAAGUGAAAAGUGACUGCUGGUGGGGAAUCACCGCCGGAAAUGGUGCGUAAAAUAAAACGGCCCCAGGCAGAAGCUUGAAAAGUUUGAAAGAGUUUUAAGAAAGUUUUAACACGAGUGUCAAAACAAAAGGGACUUUUCCUAUUUUGUCAGGCUUACAUAUAAAGUUUUAUUUCAUAAAACCAGAGUUUUAUUUAAAAGUGAUACUAUUUCAAUAACAUUUUUUUAUCAAUAAAGUAACUGACUUACUGAAAUGAAAUGGUGGACACUUCUAGUAAAAAUAUUAAAAGUGAUAAAGAAUAACUGAUUGCCAAUAAAAGUGCGGCAAUUGACUUGCAUCAGAAUGUCUUGAUUGAAAUGCCCUCUUGAAAUGGAAAAUAAAUUGAAGACAUAUCAAUCGUGGAAUUUCCAAAUCUCUUCAGAAAAGUUUAGCUCGCUUCGCUGACCGAAAACCAUAAAAACGGACACAACUUUCAGCGCGAAAAGUGAAGAUUUUGGUAGUCGAACUCAGGAGCGGAUUCCUCGACGGCUUCUUCAUCGGCAGGAUGAAACACACGUUCCUUACCAACGGACAUUGGCUCCUGUCUCGGUUUGCCUUUUGUACGGCGGCAUUAGGCAAAUUGACAACAGCUUAAAUCACUUUGAGGUGGCUUAAAGCCUCGACAUCGUCGCAAAGAACCUCUUGUCAAGCUCAAGGAUUCGUAGUGCCGCUGCCGUUGGCAGUUAAAACUCUCACUUGACGAACACCGUCGAGCGGCAAAAAAGGAGAAUCUCGGGGAUACCAAUAGACAGAAUCCUCUGGGACAAUGGACGUGGAACUCGAGGAGGAGGAGGAGCGAAUUUGCCUGAGGACCGCGGAGGAGGGGCAGUUGGCCAACAUGGAUGACGACAAGUUGGUUUCGGACGAGGUGCACAUGCGGCAGCUGAGUGCGACGCCCUCGUCGGCGUUCUCGCUGCAGCAGCGUCGGCAGAGCAACAGUUUGACCCACUCCGCACCCCCCGACCUCCCGCAGGGGGCGGGCGACACGAAAGAGGAGGCGCCACCAGGGGGUGGUGCUCCGGGGCAGGAUGGGAAUGUGGAUCCCGAAGAGAGGGUGGUCCUUCGGCGGGCGGUGGACAGGGGCGCCAUUGCCUUGGCUCAAAUCGACGACCUGAAACUGGAGGGAGAUGAUGAUGAUGAUGACGAUGAGGAUGAGGCCGAUGGUCUGGGUCUAAGUAAUCCCGCAGCGCAGACCACGGAUGAUGAGCAGAUUACGGUCAAGGGAGCAGGAACAGGAACAGAGACAGCCACCACAUCCUCGACAGAAACAGCUGCCGCAUCCUGCGAGCAGGAUGCAGCCACGGUCGCAGUUGCCACAACGAUAGCCACUCCGGACAUGUCGAAAAUACCCCGACUGCCCGGCGACGGUGCCCAAAUGGAGGAGGACACCGGCGACCUGCCGCCAUCGCUGCGUGCCUCCACCACAUCAAUUUUGUCCAAUUUGCGCAAGAAACAGCAGGGCGGCCCCCUGCGCGGGGGCGCGGCCAAGCAGACGCCCCUGCGGGUGCAGUCCGUCCGGAUUGUGGAGGCCAAGCGGGCCUACGGACCCAAGCGCCGCACGGAGAGCUGCAGCAUCUUUGGCAACAGCAAUUUCGAACACGAUAUGGAAUCGGGUAACUCCCUAGCCAGCAUGGCUGGCCAACCGCAACGGCCCCUAAACAACGAGAUGUAUUCGGCCUUCAAGAGUGGCAACGUGGUUAAAGGAAUCCUAUGUCCCUCGUUGACCAACUCCUUCAAGCAGAGUUCCCUGGAACGGUCCUACCUGACUUACACGCAUCGCCAGCGCCAGAAGUCCCUGAUCAUUGUGAACGUGGUGGAUUUUGUUCUUAAGAUUGUAUUGGCUUUCGUCUGGAUAAUGCGAAGGAGUGAACUGGGACCUCUUGAAAACGAAGGAGGAACGAGCAUGGCUACGGCCAUCACAUGGUCGGUUUGCUGUGGGAUUGCCAACAUGGCCAUCUGCUUUUUGGGCUACUGGCGCUGCUUCGCCAACAACUAUUUGCACUGGGCGGCGGUCUGCACAUGGGUGCUCUUCAACAUCCAGGGAUUCGUUGGCCAGGGCGUGGGAUUCGCCGAUCGGGAGUACCUGGUGUGGUACAUCCUGUUCGUCAUCUUUGUGCCCUAUGCCAUGCUGCCCCUGCCCCUGAAAUGGUGCGUUGUGGGCGGAACCAUCACGGCCAGCUGUCAUUUGGCCGUGAUUACCAUCAUCAAACUGCAGCACACCGAGGCCACCAUCAAUGCCGAGUGCGUUCUGUUCCAGAUCUGUGCCAACUUCAUUCUGUAUACGGCCAUCAACGUGGCCGGUAUGUACACAAAGUAUCUCACGGAUCGCGGUCAACGAUUGGCAUUCAUCGAAACCCACAAGGCCAUGGAGCACAAGAAGGAGUCCGAAAAGGAGCUUCAGCGAACCCAAAAAUUACUUGAUUCAAUUCUGCCCAACAUCGUGAACAAUCAAAUUCGCAGCGAAAUGUACAAGGGCACGGAUCCCACGGUGGAGACGCAGUUCAACAAAUUGUACGUUUAUCCCAUGGACAAUGUGAGCAUUUUGUUCGCCGACAUUAAGGGCUUCACCGAGUUGGCCAGCAAAACUUCGGCCCAGCAGCUGGUGAAAAUCUUAAACGACCUGUUCGCCCGAUUCGAUCGCAUUGCGGAGGACAACCACUGUCUGCGCGUGAAGCUGCUGGGCGAUUGUUACUACUGUGUGUCGCAGUUCGAGAGCGACAACUGGAAGACGCGGCCGGAUCACGCGGUGUGCAGCGUGGAAACAGGCCUGCACAUGAUAAAGGCCAUUAAGGAUGUGCGCCUGCACACGCACGUGGACCUCAAUAUGCGUAUCGGCAUCCACAGCGGUUCGGUGAUGUGCGGCGUUCUGGGCAACAAGAAAUGGCAUUUCGACGUAUGGUCUAAUGAUGUUAUCAUUGCGAACCACAUGGAAUCCGGCGGUAUUCCCGGAAGAGUCCACAUUUCGGAGGCGACGCUCAAGUGCCUGAACGAUGCCUACGAGGUGGAACCGGGAAAUGGCGGCAGUCGGGACAAUCACCUGAAAAUGCUGAACGUUAAGACCUUCCUCAUCAAGCGUACCGAGCCAUUGAGACCCAAGCGGCGUUUUGGCACACGCAGCAGCGCCCAUUUGGCGGGAAGCGUGGCCACUGCCCCCUCUGCCACGCCCACGGCUCUGCCCAAAUCGAUCUCGGCCAGCGGCAGCGGAAGCAUCGGUGGGGUAACCACGGCCGGCGGCGAUGGCGCCAGCAUGGACGGACGGAGUCUGGAAUACGCCGCCACCAUCACCGUGCCCGCCCAGCAGCCGGCGCAACUUCUUCAGCAGCAGCAGAAGAAGAACAUAUCCCUGAACUCGCUGCCCAAUGUGGUGGAGGGCGUGGCCAUGGACAGCCGAAGGAUGAGGAACGGUUGCGGCGGAAUGGGCGGAGCAGGUGGCGCUGGAGGAGCCGGAACGGGUCCUUCCGGAAUGUCCACCGUGUCCUCGCCCACGGCCAUGAUGUCGGCACCACUGGAGGUGCAGCUGCGACCCAGGAACGGAGCCACCAGCAUCCAAAACCUGGCGGAGGCCAUCGACGGCAAGGGCCUGAUCAUCGAGGAUGAGUCCACCACCGAUUGGAUACCGGAGAUUCCUUUCAAGAACCUCAACAGCCCCGAAGAAGGCCUCAAUCGCGCGGAUUCCAUACUGGUUGAUACCAAGGAGGAUCACAGAGUCUCUGUGGCUGUUCUGGAUGAGGAGAUCGACGAGUUCAUCGAGCAGAACAUCCAAAUCAAUUCAAAUAAGGAAAUCCGACGCGAGUACCUAAAUCCCUGGACCCUGAAGUUCAAAGACAAGAGUCAGGAGCAGAAGUUCUGCCAGUUGCGAGAGGAUAUGUUCCGAUCCAAUAUGCUGUGUGUGUUUGUCAUCUGGAUAUUUAUGGUGCUGUGCCAGGUCAUCAUCAUUCCGCGGUGCACGCGUCUCAUUAUUUGUCUCUCGGUGGGCACCAUAGUUCUGACUUUCUGUUGUGUUUUGGUUAUGGCCGAGGAGUUCCCAGGACUUCCCCGCUGCCUGAAGACGAACUCUGCCAAAUUGGUGCACCAACGGCAGCGUCGAACUCUCUUCAUUUGCGGCGUCAUCGUGUCCAUGUGCAUGCUGAGUGCCAUUGGACUGGUCCUGUGUCCUACUUCCACCUAUAUUGGCACCGUUGACGAGCAAGCCCGAUAUAUGCCAAUGACCUUGCCUUAUAGCAACACCUCCUCCAUGGCGGAAAAGGAGUUCAAGCUGAAUCUAGUUUUGAAUUUAUCGACCACCCUCAAGAUCUCCAGAAAUCCUGAUCAAGAUAUCACACUCACCACAACCGGACACAGUGUGUCUAUCAGCAAUCUUAGCUACGUAGAUCCUUAUGGAAUGCGGAGUACAGUGAAUGUUGAGGGGUCCUGCGCCCAUCCAGAGUAUUUGGUGUUCACCUGGGUGCUCUGCCUCGUCUCCUUGGCCACCGCCUUGAAGCUCUAUUACCUGGUUAAGGCCAUAAUGGCCUUGGGCAUGGUGGCAUUCUAUACCGCGCUGAUCCUGUUCAAGUUCAGCACGGGGGAUAGCUUUAGUCUGGUGCAGCUGUCCACACUGGGCGUGCCCCUUGGAGUCCAAAUGCUGAUACUUCUGAUAUCGUUCCUGGUGAUGGUCUGCUACCAUGCGAGACUGGUGGAGGUAACCUCCCGUUUGGACUUCAUAUGGAAGGAACAGGCCGAGCGUGAACUGACCAACAUGAAAUCCAAUCGUGCGCUUAAUGACACACUAAUUAAGAACAUCCUGCCGGACCAUGUGGCCACCUAUUACCUGUCCGACGAGCACACGGACGAGCUCUACUCCAAGAUGCACAAUCUGUGCGGCGUGAUGUUCGCCUCGAUUCCGAAUUUCCAGGACUUUUACUCCGAGGACAUCGACAAUGGCAAGGCCUGCAUUCGCAUCCUGAACGAGAUUAUCUGCGACUUUGAUGAAUUGCUGGAGGAGCCACGUUUCGCAUCGGUGGAGAAAAUCAAGACGGUGGGUGCCACCUAUAUGGCGGCGGCGGGUUUGAAUCACGAGCACCUCAGACUUCGCGGCGAGACCUCCGAGGAUAGUGUGUGUGACCUGGUGGAGUUCGCCUUUGCCAUGAAGCAGAAGCUGGAGGAGAUCAACGGCGAUGCUUUCAACAAUUUCCAGCUGCGCGUGGGCAUCUGCAGUGGUCCCUUGGUGAGUGGAGUGAUUGGAGCCAGGAAGCCGGUCUACGAUAUCUGGGGCAAUACGGUUAAUGUGGCCUCGCGAAUGGACUCCACCGGCGAGAACUGGCGUGUUCAGGUACCGGAGAAUACGGCGGAGUUGCUCUGCUCCCGGGGUUAUACCUGUGUGAAACGUGGCGAAAUCGCUGUGAAGGGCAAGGGCAUGAUGACCACUUUCUAUGUGCAUCCCAAGGGCAUUACGGAGAGCCAGCUGAUCUCGCCGGUUCGCAUGCCAGCUGGGAUUCCCCUGGCCCAAACCCCGAACCUUCAGCGACAGACCUCCCAUCAUGGAUCCUUCAGUGCCGUGGUUUUCGGAAUGCUACAGGCCAGCAAACGCAGCACUGCCAUUGCCGGAACACCCACGGGCACUCCCUCGCCGCAAAUCCGCCGAGGACAUCGGGGUAGCACCUUCAGCUCGGUGCGGUUAUCACAGAAGUCUACCACGGUCAAUCCAGUGCGCCGGAAUACAACCCGUGUACGGGGACGUUCCUAUCGCCAGAAAAAGAGUUCCUCCAACAAUUCAAUCGUCACGCAGGCCAGCUCCAGCUACAUGCCAUCGUUUCGACGGAUCGAUCAGAUCGAGACGACGAUAUCGAAGAGCCACAACGAUGCGUUAUAGCCGAGUACGCGCACUCACUGGGUCUAAGUCGAUCUCAAGCGGCUAAAGUGUCUGAUGAAUUUAUUUUUGGAACGAUUUUAUUCAACGCGAAAGCAGCAGUGUCACAAGCUUGUUGACUUAACCUUAAGAAUAACUAGUAGAGAUCGGCACUGAAGCUACUUAGUAGAAUUUUUAAAUCACAAUUCUUGAACUUAUAGAUCAAAAUAUAUAAUUCUUGCAUUAUCUCAGCACAAUUCUAGUCGUUAAACCUAAGAUUUGCCGUUUGUAUGUAUGUGUGUAUUUGAAAUUCGUUUAAAGUAAGAAAUUUUGAUCUUCCCUCAAAACCCAACCGAACGAAAUGCCAAUGAACCUACUAUCUUUGUUCAAUUCUACCAAAAUGUUUACAAGUUAUAGGGUAAUUUUCUAGUGUUAGUAGUCAAUUUAAAAAUCCAAUAAUCAAAUAUACGUUGUACAAAUAUUUUCUUCUUCUAUGUGUAAAUAGGGUAAGAAUACCUUAGUGUAAAAUAUUUGAAAAAUAUCCAUUUAUGUGUAAAGAGGUGUACAAUUAUUAUAGCCAACAAAGUUUAAGCACAUAAAUUGUAAUUACAAAA